AAGCAACUCUGAAAAAGUGAACAGUAGUUAAAACUGACAACUCGAUUAAUAAUACUUCUAUUUGAGAAUAAUUAGUAACAUAUAUGUGUGCAAUCUUGCUCAUAGCUGUCUCACUGAGGGUCAGAUUCUGCUGUCCUUACUCAUGUCAAAUAAUUACAUUGCUCAUAAUCUUACUGAUUCAAUGUGGAGAAUGAUGGCAAAACCUGACUGUAGUGACUAAGGCAACAGUUGCUUCUUUCAGUCUUUGACAGCUGCAAGAGCAACUCUGUUUUUCCAAACCGUCCAUCCCAAAUUCCGACCUGUAAGAGCAUGUACCUAUAUUUAGCUAGUGAGAUUAAGUUGCAGAGGCUUCAAGCAGGGCAAAAAGCACAUUGGUCUGCCUUUUUUACAGACAAACCUUUGGGCAGACAACAGCUAAAGCUUUCUACUCCCUCCCCUUUCCCAAGUGUUUGCAAAAUGGAUUCCCAAAGGGAACUCACUGAAGAGCUCAGACUUUACCAAUCCACCCUCCUUCAGGAUGGCCUCAAGGAACUCCUUGAAGAGAAAAAGUUUGUAGAUUGCUCUCUAAAAGCUGGUGACAGAAGCCUGCCUUGCCACAGAUUGAUUCUGUCGGCAUGUAGCCCUUAUUUUCGUGAGUAUUUCUUAUCUGAGCAAAAUGAAGAGAAAAAGAAGGAGGUAGUUCUAGACAAUGUUGAUCCCAACAUCCUGGAUAUGAUUGUCAAAUACCUUUAUUCAGCAAGUAUUGAUCUCAAUGAUUCUAAUGUGCAGGAUAUUUUUGCUUUGGCCAGCCGCUUUCAGAUCCCUUCUGUAUUCACUGUGUGCGUCUCCUAUCUCCAGAAGAGGCUUGCUGUUGGUAACUGCCUGGCCAUCCUUCGGUUAGGUGUUCUGCUGGAUUGCCCGAGACUUGCAUUUUCUGCCCGUGAUUUUGUUUCAGAUCAUUUUGUGCAGAUCUGCCAAGAAGAGGAUUUCAUGCAGCUUGCCCCACAUGAACUUAUCUCAGUUAUUUCACCUGACAGUUUAAACGUAGAGAAGGAAGAACUGGUAUUUGAAGCAGUAAUGAGAUGGGUCCGAACAGACAAGGAGAACAGAGUAAAGAGCCUGGGGGAAAUUUUUGACUGCAUACGUUUUCGUCUAAUGCCAGAAAAAUAUUUCAAAGAACAGGUUGAGAAGGAUGAUAUAAUUAAAAGCAACUCAGAACUUCAGAAAAAAGUAAAGAUUAUUAAGGAUGCUUUUGCUGGAAAACUGCCUGACUCUAGCAAAAGCACAGAAAAGUCAGCCAAAGGGGAGGUGAAUGGCGAUGUAGGAGAUGAAGAUUUACUGCCUGGCUACCUAAAUGAUCUUCCCAGGCAUGGCAUGUUCGUCAAAGACCUGAUUCUUCUGGUUAAUGACACUGCUGCAGUAGCCUAUGAUCCUCUUGAAAAUGAAUGCUACCUAGCAGCCCUGGCAGAACAGAUUCCCAGAAAUCAUUCCAGUAUAGUCACCAAACAAAAUCAGGUCUAUAUUGUUGGAGGACUCUAUGUGGAAGAGGAGAACAAGGAUCAGCCUUUCCAGUCAUACUUCUUCCAGCUGGACAGCAUUGCUGGUGAGUGGGUUGCCCUUCCUCCGCUGCCGUCAGCCAGGUGUCUCUUCGGGCUGGGAGAGUCGGACAACAAGAUCUAUGUAAUAGCAGGCAAGGACCUUCGCACUGAGGAGUCACUAGAUUCAGUACUGUGCUAUGACCCUGUGGCAAUGAAAUGGGGUGAGAUCAAAAAACUGCCCAUCAAAGUAUAUGGCCACGCAACUAUCUCAAACAAUGGAUUGAUAUAUUGUCUUGGUGGAAAAACUGAUGAUAAGAAAUGCACUAACAGAUUAUUUGUGUACAAUCCCAAGAAAGGAGACUGGAGAGACCUGGCUCCAAUGAAAGUGCCUCGCUCCAUGUUUGGAACUGCCAUCCAUAAGGGCAAGAUUGUCAUUGCAGGUGGUGUCACUGAGGAGGGCCUUACUGCAUCUGUUGAAGCUUUUGAUCUGACCACCAAUAAAUGGGAGAUAAUGCCUGAAUUUCCCCAAGAGAGAAGUUCCAUUAGUUUAGUCACUUUAAGUGGAGCUUUGUAUGCUAUUGGAGGCUUUGCAAUGAUUCAACUUGAGUCUAAAGAAUUUGCACCUAGUGAAGUCACUGACAUAUGGAAGUAUGAUGAUGAGAAGAAGGAAUGGGUUGGCAUACUGAAAGAGAUCCGAUAUGCUACUGGAGCCUCCUGCCUGGCCACACGCUUGAACCUCUUCAAAUUAUCAAAACUGUAAACAAAAUGCUGGAAGAUAUUCGAUGGUGAGGGAGUUUUGAUAGGCUCUUCUGGUUUUGUUGCAUGACAAUGUCCCCAAAUUGUACAGUUUUGUAGCAGCAUACUAGUCAUACUGGGAACUGUUAAAUAGUUAAUUUGUCUGUUCACUUCUUAAGAUAUUUCCUAGCUAACCAGCAACCACUGAAUUUUUGCCAGUGUUUAAAUUUCCAAAGGGUUAUAAUUAAUGUUGAUUAGAUUAAGAUUUUGGCAAGAACCCAAUUUUCCACUCUGAAAUUGCAAACAACACUAGUUAGACUUCCUUGCACUCAAUACAAUCCAGGUAUUGGUAGCUUGUCCUCCAAACAAUGAGCAUUAAUUAAUUGUUAAGUUAAAUACAACUAAUAGGUAGCUAAUUUUAGUCUUACUGGCUGUUUGUAUGGCCAAAUUUCCCCUUUUAGUAAUGUAUGUAAAUCCUGCGCUCUUCAGCGAUAUCUUGGAAAUAUUCUCAUCACAGACCUCAAAAAAAAUGAUUUAGCUUGGAAUUGAAAUGAAUGUGUUAAACAAAAGUGGUUUAAUACUAUGUGGUGUAAUAAAUGCCAAUCUCAGCCAAAGCUAGACUAGUAGACAGAGGAGAGGGUAGACAGAGAAAUUCACAAGGUUAGUAGCUCUACUUUUCACCUACUAUGUUUAGACUUCUGAUAACAAAGAUUUUCCACUUUUUUAAUGCUUUUAUAUUUAUUUCCAAAGCAAAUAUUUUAUGCAAGUUUUCCUCAGAGAUCUGAGGCCAAUAACAACAUUCAGGAAAAUGUCCUGAAAGAACUAUCUAACAAAUACCUGUGACAGAGAGGACUUUUUCAUUUACUAUAGAGUUGAUGCAUUUUGACGUUUAAACUUUUAACAAUUAAACUUUGUUUUUAAAACUAUAAAAGUAUCACUUGAUAGCGUCUUUUUUUAGUGAUUAGCUCAUCAUCACUAUCGUAUUGACAGGACACAGAUCUCUUAGUACAGCCCAAAAUAGAGCACUCAGUUUUCUUCACAGCAUGCUUACCCUUUUUUGUAGAGCAUCUCUUCAAAGGAUUUCUCCAUUGCAUAAAGAGGGUGUCAUCAAUCUAAAGGAUUUCAUACAUUUAAAUCUAGUUGCAACUGAUGUAGCAGGAAAACUGGAAGAGAAGGCCACCACACCUGAUUGAAUAGCAGUGCCAACUAUCAAAUGCCCCCUUGCACUGCCUUCCUGUGAGACAGAAGUAAACACAUGCAGAGGCACAGCCACCAUAGUUCAGUUCAGUAUGUUACUGUCCACCAGUACUUAAUCUGUGGGCAUUUUCCCUUUAGUACCCAAAUCUGCAGCUGUGCUAAGCACCAUUUAUUGGCUCCAGUUAGAUCACUGGUUUACAACACCCCCCUGCUCUAACACUUGCUGAUUUAAUACAGAAAGAAUGAGUACAAAGAAUCAAGGAAAACACAUUAUACUGAAUUGAUUUUUUUUUCUUUUCUGCAAUGCUCUUUCUGGACAGCUCAUAACAAGUUUUAAUCCUCUUCCCAUUGUGCAUACUCAUAACUUUAUCCAUACAUAAACUGAAGAAAACUGGCUUGGUACAGUGACUGCUAGAACCCUGAAAAGCAGGGUUCAACUCAAACAUGACCACCCUGACUCAUUACUUCAGCCACUGCCACCUUUCUUACUCUGAGGGUGCUACUUGAAGGCUGUCAGUACAGAAGCAGAGUCAUGUGAGACCUCUUUGCAUGUAGUCCACCUUCUGAAAUACUAACUUAUAUUUAUAAUUCUCCAUUUUAUACAAAAUACAAUGCACAUAGAAUCUUUCUAUGUGCUAUGUCCCUUCGAUGACAUUUCCUCAAAGCAGUCAUUACAUCUUGGAGCCCUGGUCCAUUUGAUAACCUUAAGUGUCUAGACAACCAUCUACUAGUUUUGUCAGUCAUCCCACAGAUAUCAGGGCUGCCUCGGGAGGAAAGUACCUUACAGCUUAGAUCAGUUCUGUUCAUUUUUCUUGACUUCCCAUUCCUGUCCUGAUUUGUAUUCAGUUAAUAAAAAAUUUUUCUUCUGUGACUGAAUAGUAAAAAAAAGUGACAGCAAGAUGCCUAAUGCCCAAUUCAGAUAUGCAGGUGCUUAUCUCUGCCAGGUUUCAGGUGAAAUGGUAAAAGAAUGUGUUCUGCUUCUACUAAAUAAGCAAGAAAACAUAUCCUCAUUGCAUGUGUGAGAAAACAGGCACAGCUGGCAGUCACCCUAAGCUCACGGCAGCUGUAGGCACAACGUGGCUGCCUCUGGAAAUGGGAUGACUGGCCAAGCAUAACACCCCUGCAGUUACUGCUCUACAAUGAACUUUCUCCUGGCUAUUCCACUUUGUCCUUCUACAUCUCAGUGUCUUAUGUCUCCUGCCCAAACCCUGGCAGGGUUUUCAAGUAUGUGAAGGUGUUCCAAAAGGCUCAGCCAUUCUUCUGCACACACCAGAGCACAGGGUAGAAGCAGCUGAAGGUUCCUCACCACACAACACUCCCCCACAGUACCUGUGUUCUGAGAAUGGAAACUGAAUGGCUCUCAAAGCAGCCCUAUUCUUAGCAAAUCUGCAUUUCAGUUUCUUGGUUUCAGGGUACAAAUACUGUUUGAUUCCUAACUGCUCAUUCUGUCACAUGCUGGAGGACAGUUUCCAGUAGAUGGCUGACUCCACUCUCCUAGUCAAUAGUAUUUCCAACUUUUUCUGUGGAGAGUUUUAUGUCUGGCUAUGUCUCUGUGCUAUUUAUUUAGGAGAUAAUAAUGUGAUUUGAUUGCAGAACUGCCAGAUUCAUGUGCCCGUAAUAGCUUCCAGAUAAUGAGAAUUUUUAAGCAGCCUUAUUCAUAUCUUCACAGCCCACUGUGACCUGCCUUUUGCAAUCCCUAACAAAUUAAGGAUUAAAUCUCUACAUCUGAUGACCUUGGCAAGCCUUGGUCCAGCUGAUACAGAUAAAGAGAUUUUUGAAACAUAAGUAUUCCAGGAUUACGAGAUGUUUGAUUGUACAUAAACUGUU
This is a messenger RNA of Prinia subflava (tawny-flanked prinia), 5276 nucleotides long. It is a transcript of the gene KLHL41, whose product is annotated as kelch like family member 41. Bases 310 to 2277 code for a protein of 655 amino acids. The transcript has 6 exons. Lineage: Eukaryota; Metazoa; Chordata; Aves; Passeriformes; Cisticolidae. Gene Ontology annotation, molecular function: protein binding. The record is from RefSeq and is a predicted model, not a curated record.